GCCGUGAGCCGCACGACGCCCAAAUCCUUUUCCAACUCGUCGUGAACAAUGACAAGGCUCAAUGAGGCCGGAUCUGUUUGCCUGGCCAUUUCCUGCCACACUCGCGCCACAAACGGCCCCGAGACAUUCAUCAGUGUCGGCGACUGAACGAGUGUGUAUUUUGGCCCCCGAGAGACCAGGCAUUUGUGGCUGCCCAGGGUCACCUCGCUGAAGGCCGGCUGCCGGAGAACCUUGGCGAGGCCACUCAGGGCAAAGUGUCCAGCCGAGUGCAGGCUUUCGUAUUUCGGGAGCGGAUUUCCCAGACUGACGACCAGGAACCGCGGGUUGAACAUGUCGACGCGCUGGGAAUGAAUCUGGUGACAGCGGCUUUGUCCACAUUUUACUGGUAAUCGGCAAAGGCUAACGCGAGAUCACGUGACUGGACAUGUGUGGCGGAGUGACGGACGGUCGCGGACUGCGCCUCACCCACCACUGACGUAGCUGAGACGGUUGGGCAAACAUCGUGGCCGCGUGCGGACAGCCAGUCGCCUUGCCCCGUCACCACCACCACCCCCUCGCUGACCUAUGCGGCGCUUGGCACCUGCAUCCUAUGCGGCCAAGCCAGGAACUCGACCGCCUCUCUGUUGAUACAUACCUAUCCGAUACUUUGAAGACACGGCAGCCAAUAUGUCGUGGGCGGGGUUCAAGAAAAAUGUGAACCGCGCGACGACGCAGGUGAUGAUGAAGACGGGGCACGUCGAAAAGACAAACGACCGAGACUAUGAACUGGAGGAGAGACGGUUCCGAACAAUGGAGGCGGCAUCGCUGCGACUACAAAAAGAGGCAAAGGGCUAUCUAGACUCGCUCAGAGCAAUGACGGCAUCGCAAAUGAGAAUAGCCGAGACGAUAGACGCCUUCUACGGCGACUCAGGUGCCCGAGAUGGUGUGAGCCGGAGCUACAAGCAAGCCGUCGAGGACCUCGACGCUGAGACCAUCAAGGCCCUCGAUGGGCCCUACCGGACGACUGUCCUCGACCCCAUCACGCGCUUCUGCGCCUAUUUCCCCGACGUCAAUGAAUGCAUCAAGAAACGUUCGCACAAGCUGCUUGACUACGACGCCCUGCGGGCAAAGGUCAAGCGCCUCGUUGAGAAGCCCGACAAGGACGCCACCAAGCUGCCCCGCACGGAGAAGGAGCUCGAGAUGGCCAAGGCCGCCUAUGAGCAGCUCAACGAGCAGCUGCACUCGGAGCUACCGCAGCUGAUCGACCUGCGCGUGCCCUACCUCGACCCGACCUUUGAGGCUCUCGUCAAGAUUCAGCUGAGGUUUUGCGCCGAGGCGUACUCGCGCAUGGCGCAGGUACAGCAGUACCUCGACGCCGACACCAGGGAUCAGUAUGCCGAGGGCCACCUCGACGCAAGGGUGGAGCAGGUUCUUCAGGAGAUCCGCGAGUUGAGCAUCAGCGGCACGGUGUAAAUAUAACGACAUGGUAAAACAGAAUCAGAUUAUGAGGUACGGGCCAUGAACGUGCGAUGAGGGCGUCGAGGAUGGGAUUGUGGAGCGGCGUUUGCAGCCAUCGCCAUAUUCGGUUUCUCUGUAGACAGUUGCGAAGCCUAUGGACACCUAGGACAUGGCUAGGAUUACAUUCUCCUGCUUCUAUGGAGCCGCAGGCGACCUUCUUGGUUCCAUUGACAUCUUCGAAAUCACACAUGAAGUGAGGCGGGUGGU
Purpureocillium takamizusanense is the source of this 1704-nucleotide messenger RNA. RefSeq names its product BAR adaptor protein Hob3 (gene hob3). The transcript is spliced from 5 exons. Gene Ontology annotation, biological process: plasma membrane tubulation; actin cortical patch localization; actin filament organization. Gene Ontology annotation, cellular component: Rvs161p-Rvs167p complex; actin cortical patch; medial cortex. Lineage: Eukaryota; Fungi; Ascomycota; Sordariomycetes; Hypocreales; Ophiocordycipitaceae. The coding region runs from base 667 to 1452 and encodes 261 amino acids. Gene Ontology annotation, molecular function: lipid binding; protein binding. The record is from RefSeq and is a predicted model, not a curated record.